Molecule: messenger RNA, 2625 nt
Organism: Colossoma macropomum (tambaqui)
Lineage: Eukaryota; Metazoa; Chordata; Actinopteri; Characiformes; Serrasalmidae
Gene: pstpip1a
Product: proline-serine-threonine phosphatase interacting protein 1a
Exons: 15
Coding region: 159-1397 (412 amino acids)
Biological process (GO): actin filament polymerization
Cellular component (GO): cytoplasm; actin filament; plasma membrane
Molecular function (GO): actin filament binding
Source: RefSeq, a predicted model, not a curated record
GUGAACUGCUGUGAGGUUUCUGGUUUCCUGUGCGUAUUUUUCUCGUGCUUUUGUUAACUGAAUUUUUACUUCAUUUCUUUCAGUUAGUUAAGCGCUGCUUGUUGAAGUUAUAUUUUGCUAGGGUGGAAUAAAAAGGAAGCAUAAAAGGAGACGUAAAGAUGACAAUGUUACAGUUCAAAGAUGCCUUUUGGGGCACAGAAUUCACCAGCAAUGCUGGCUAUGAAGCUCUCACCCAGAGACUCUGUGAUGGCCGGCGGACUUGCAAAGACAUGGAGGAGCUCUUGAAGAUGAGGGCAAUGGCUGAAGAGAGGUAUGGCAAAGAGUUAGUAACUAUUGCACGAAAGGCUGGAGGCCAAAGUGAAAUAGGCACUUUAAAGAUAUCGUUUGACCAACUUAAAACACAAAUCGAGAACAUUGGAAAUUUGCAUAUCCAGUUAUCGGGGAUGUUAAAAGAAGAGGUCAAGCGCAUGGAGCACUUCAGAGAGCGCCAGAAAGAGCAGCGCAAAAAGUUUGAGGGAAUCAUGGAGAAGGUUCAGAAGACCAAGGUUGCACUGUACAAGAAAACAAUGGAGUCUAAAAGAUCCUAUGAGCAGAAAUGUAGAGAAGCAGACGAGGCCGAACAGGCAGCAGACAAGAUCAACAACACUACCACCCCCAAACAGGCCGAAAAGUUACAAAACAAGGCCAAACAAUGCAGAGAAGCUGCUGGAGAUGCAGAGAAACAGUACAUGUCAAACAUCGAUCAACUGGACAAGAUUAGACAAGAAUGGGAGACUACGCAUGAAAGUACAUGUGAGGUUUUUCAGCAGCAAGAAGGCGACCGCAUCAACAUCUUGAGAAAUGCUAUUUGGGUCCACUGUAACCACUUCUCGAUGCAGUGUGUCAAAGAUGAUGAGUGUUAUGAAGAAGUGAGGACAGUGCUGGAAGGGUGUGACAUCACAGCAGAUAUCAACAGCUUCAUAGAUUUAAAAAGAACUGGAAGUAUUCCACCAGAGGCCAUCGUAUUUGAAAAUUACUACAGCCGAGAUCCCUCAGGUGAGAGCAACGGCACUGCCCGCUUUGGGGGAGGAGUGAUGAAGAGGUUUUCUAAUCUCUUGCAAGGCAACUGCUCUGGUGGUUCCAAAAAUACCAAUGAUGUCUCACAGCCAAUAGCUCCCUCUUCUGGAGACAACUCAGAUGGAGUUUAUGCCUCUAUUCCUGGGUUUCCAAAUACAACUGACCACCAAGGAGAAAAGUACCAGGCUCUGUAUGACUACAAUGCUCAGGGUGCAGAUGAGUUGUCCAUCUCGAUAGGGGAUGUUCUUCUGGUGGUGGAGCAAGGAGAAGAUGGCUGGUGGACAGUGCAAAAGAAUGGACAGAAUGGCCUGGUGCCAGGCUCUUACCUGACCAAGAUUUGAGACCAAUUCAGUUUCCAAAGCCUAAUGUCCACGGACUUAUGCCUUCUAUUAGGUGUUAGAGCCCAAAUUCAUUGUGUCUAGGUCAACCUUAAAUAUUAAUACAGUGCCCAGGAUCUAGAACAUGAUUUCACAGAGGUCUAUUCAUACAGGUCCUGGGUACUGUAUUAAUAUUUAAGGUUUAAUGAAUCAUGGUCAUUUGUAAAUAGAUUAUUGUACUUACUUUGUUAGAGAGGAUACAUAUUUAUUUCUUGACUAGAAGAAUGUAUUUAUUGUUAAUUAAAGGUAAAGAAAACUCAAGUGCACAAAAAUAAGGGUUAUAACCAGGCAUAUUGGGCUUUCUGUGACUUGAGGUCCUGGAUAAUAGGACAGCAAACAAAUCUGAGUGUCAGUGGACCUGCUAUCAUAAUAUUAUAGUCAUUUUUGUGUAUAUUCACUAGUAGAAAGGUAAAAUGAUUAUUACUUUUAUUGCUUGUUAUGGAGGUAAUUCAAGUUAUUUGUGGCAGUUUUGAUGUUACCUCUUUUCAGUAAUAAUGAAGAAUAUCAUCGCUGUCCAAAAAACAAUGGCAGCUUUACAGGAGAGGCCAAAAACAUUCUUCACUUUUAAUGUACUUUCAUUGCAAAGACAUUUUAUUGCAAGCUAUUUUGGAGCAUUUCUACUGGUGGAUUCAUCAUGAAAGUUUUCACACAAUGUAAAGGGUAGCUGCUGUGCUCAAAUGAUGUUAAAAAAAUUAAAAAUAAAAAAUAGAGAUACUUUUUUUGGGCAGUAAGGAUAUUUAUAUACCCUACAAUAAAAUAUUUACAAAUUCACCCCACACUACAAUACUGGGGAGCUGCCAGGAAAAUGGCUUCAUGGCUUCAUAUAAUGUUUAAUAGUGUAGCCUGAACAUGUAUUAAUUGACAAGCAAGCCAGCAGAUUUUAACAUCAUUGGUCUAUUUUGGGGUUUAUAUUUUGUUAAACCAUAUUAUACAAUAAAGUAAAUUUAGUACACAAUGACAUUUCAAGUAAGAUAUUUGUAUACAUUCCAGCCAAAAAGAACAUCUGCCUGAAACAUGCUUACUCGCCUCUUACAGCUGUGCUGUAGUGGUCUCUAAAGCAAGACUUCCUGGCUUAAAAAGUAGGAAAGACUCUUUCUGAUGAUGUAUCUUAGAGGUGGAAGAAGAAAAAGGUUAUCAGCCAACUGAGGUUAGCACUACCUCACUAAAACAGGCAGUAUACUUGAAAUGCAAA